AAAUGGUUUUCUCCGAAAAAGGUCAAUCAAGAAGCAAGAAAAGGUAAACACAGAGAAAUUGGGAACCCGCACUCGAAAACCCCAAAAUUCAAAUUCCUUCCUCUCCUCUAUUCUCUUCGUGCGUCGUACGGAACACGCCUCGUGAUCCUCAACCCAGCGACCGAGUUCGUAACUCAGCAUCGGCCUGGCGAUGACUCGGCCUUCUAUUCCCUCUCCUGGGAAGUCGGAGCAGUUCCGAGUGUUCGAUUUCACCGAGGACGAGAUCGAGAAGGAGUCAAAGAAGCUCCUGCGAAGGUUCGAGUCUUCAGGAUCGGAAUCAUCCUCCGCCAUCAACAAGUAUGAGUUUCUUCGGUACUUUUCACAGGACACCACAAGUGAGAGAAAGGAACCCCUCAGCAGAGUUAUUGACGUAGAAGCUGCAAAUGAGGGUUGGACUCAGGAAAUGGGGCAGAGUAGCAAAUCAUCAGAUACUUGUGCCUGCGUGGUAGAUCAACAAUGCUCAAAGUUAGCGUGUAAUCCUGCCAAUAUGUCAUCUGACAGAGGUGCCUUUAAAGAGGGGGUUCAUGGUUUGACUCCUCAUUUACAAUCUCCUCUUUUGGGCACCGAAAAGCAAAUAAUCAAUGUGAUCUCAGAUGAACGAUGUGAAAAAAGUGCACAAGUCUUCCCCAAAGAAGGAACAAGGUGUGAUACAAGUGGAUAUGGAAUUGGUGACAUGAUUGAUAUGGUUUCUGAUAAUUACCGUGAAAGGACAGAAAUUAGCUUAUCAACUUCUACCUCUUCUUUCAGAGACAAGCAAGUGUCAUCUGGAGAAGAAGACUCAGAUUGUACUUCUGGUGCACUUCAUAUUGACACUGAAAAUCUGCGAGUUCUUGUAAUCCCUGAUGUUGUGAUAUAUGGGGAUAUAUACUGUACAAAUUCAAAAUUAACCUUUUCAGAUAGCUACGUAGAGGUUGAAGGUUCUUCUGUAAAUGCGACUAAAGGGACUUUUAGAUGUCAAUGGGCAGUAGAAGAUAUAUUCAAAAUUGAGUCUCAAUGGUCUCUAGAGGUUGAGACUGCCAUUGUCAACUUAAUUAUCAAAUCCAGGAAUCCAAAAGGAGUUGUCUGUGCCAAUGAGACUACAGGUAUCGAUCUGUUAAAAUUUGCUGUUUAUGAACCUAAUUGGUGUGUAGCACUAGAAGCCAUCAAAUCAUUGAACUCGAGAUACAAGGACAUGUGGUUUGAUAUUUCUGUUGUUGAUGGAGAAAGUGAGGAACAUGCUUUCAAAGGCCAAAUUUCGGGAACUUUAAUCACCAAUCCCACUGAGUCAUUUGAAGAUAUAAUUUACCCUCAAGGGGAUCCAGAUGCUAUGCUAAUUAGCAAGAGAGACAUUGAUUUUCUACAGCCAGAGAGCUUCGUCAAUGACACCAUAAUCGAUUUCUAUAUCAGAUACCUUAAGGAUCAGAUUCAAACAGAAGAGCAAUGCAGAUUCCACUUCUUCAAUUGUUUCUUUUUCCGCAAGUUGGCCAACAUAGACAGAGGUUCACGUAGCACUUCUCGCGGCCAGGAAGCAUUUGAACGUGUGCAGAAGUGGACUAAGAAUGUGGAUCUUUUCGGGAAGGAUUACAUAUUCAUUCCAGUUAACUUCAAUCUUCAUUGGAGUCUGAUUGUCAUCUGCCAUCUUGGUGAAGCGGUUCAUUUUAAAGAUGUUGAAGCUCAUAACGCACAAAGGGUUCCUUGCAUCUUGCAUAUGGACUCAAUUAAGGGAAGCCAUAGAGGCCUGAAAAGUAUUUUUCCAAGUUAUCUAGCUGAAGAGUGGAAAGAGAGGCAUGGCAAUAAUAAAACAGAUGAUUCCGCGAGAAUUUUAAAUCUACAGUUCAUUCCACUCCAGGUCCCUCAGCAGCAGAAUUCAUUCGAUUGUGGCCUCUUUUUACUCCACUAUUUGGAACUUUUUCUUCGGCAAGCUCCUGCUAACUUCAACCCUUCCAUUAUCUCAAAGUCAACCAGUUUUCUAACAAGGGAAUGGUUUCCUCCUGCGGAAGCGUCUUUGAAGCGUGGAUACAUCCGAGAGUUGCUUUACAGUCUCCAGAAAGAUCAUUCUCGGAAAAAUGUUAGUUGCAAGAGUACCCAGUCUUCUUCUGGAGUAUCUGAUAAGAUCAGUCCAGAAGAAGAAACGGUAACCGUAAAGGAGAAUUGUAGCCCGAGAAAAGCAUCCGAUGGUUCCUCACCAAUUACCAACUCUGUUCCCCGAGAAACUGACACCGUGACGGAAACUUGUAGCUCGAGAAACUCAUCUGAUGGUUCCUCACCGACCCCCCACUCUGUCCCCCAAGCCAAGAAUUCGCCAUCAACAACUCAACAUGUACACAUUGAAAGAUGCAGGAAAAGCUCUGGAGAGCCUCUGGAUCUGAUUCCUCGCAAAGAAAAAUUCGAUAAAGGAGGUUAUGAAACCAACGCAUCCAAGUACUGCCGAAAGGUUUUCAUGUCGCCAAUCAAGGAAGUCCAAGAAAUCAGUGAGAAUGCAACAACCAGUUCACCACCGGAUACACAUAAUUGUACAUCGAAGAUGGUUGACGAGACGAACACUUUUAGGACAACCUUAUUUCCCAGCAAUGAUCAUCAACGGGUGGAAACAUGUCGGAACAAGGAAUGUACGCUUUAUAUAGAAGACAGCGACGAGGAAGAUCUGGUCUCAAUAUCAUCUAUUCCCGAGUCCCCGGACUUAUCAGAAGUCAAACAAAACGAAGAUGACAUGCUUCUACUUGUUGAAGAGAACCACAGAAGAAGCGAAAUCCAGUCUCCUUCAACGUCGGUUGAGAUGCUCUCUCUUUGCGUCGUUGAAGACUCGCUUGAACUCGAGGUUAGCGACAAAGGAAGCGAUGGGAUUAAAGAUUCUGCUUCUUCUCGGGUUUUGUUGUCGAGCGAAGACCGUGGCUCGAAAGAGAGAGGUAGAGGAGGUGGUGAGGAUGAUGUCUUAGCGAGAAGCCGAGAUUUGGUGUCUCGGCCAUUGGAGAAACAGAUAACUAAGCGGCCAAAGAGGCAAUGAUUCUCUAUAUUCCCUUUACUUGCUAACGUAUGGUACUCUCACAUUUUUGGGAAAAGGAAGUUGAAGUCUUAUAAUCGUUUUA
Messenger RNA from Tarenaya hassleriana, 3104 nucleotides. RefSeq names its product probable ubiquitin-like-specific protease 2A. Gene Ontology annotation, biological process: proteolysis. Gene Ontology annotation, molecular function: cysteine-type peptidase activity. The coding region runs from base 191 to 3022 and encodes 943 amino acids. The transcript has 19 exons. NCBI's taxonomy places the organism in Eukaryota, Viridiplantae, Streptophyta, Magnoliopsida, Brassicales, Cleomaceae. The record is from RefSeq and is a predicted model, not a curated record.